AUGUCCAAAUGCUGCGGCCCCAAGGCCAAGGGCUGCUGCGGCCCUAAGAAGGACCCCCACGAGUUUGUGGAGGAGUACUACGGCAAGAUCUUGUCGUCCUCUAAGGACCUGAAGACCAACGCCUGCUGCGCCGCGGGGCGCCCGCACCCCCGCCUGGCCAAGUUGAUGAGCGAGGUGCCGGCGGAGAUUCUGGCCAAAUUCUACGGCUGCGGCGCGCCGCUGCCGCUGGGGAUCGAGGGCAAGCGCGUGCUGGAUCUCGGGUCGGGCUCGGGCCGCGAUUGCUACGUGGCCGCCGCUCUGGUCGGGGAGUCUGGCCACGUGACGGGGAUCGACAUGACGGACGAGCAGCUGGGUGUGGCGCGCAGCCACCUGGAGGCCUACACCGGCGCCCUGGGGUACUCGGCGCCGAACAUGAAGUUCGUGAAGGGCCACAUCGAGUUCUUGGAGGAUGCGGGCGUGGAGGGCGAGUCCGUGGACGUGGUGAUCAGCAACUGCGUCGUGAACCUGUCGCCGGACAAGCCUCGCGUCCUGCGGGAGGUGUACCGGGCGCUGGCGCCCGGCGGCGAAUUCUACUUCAGCGACGUGUACUGCGACAGGAGGCUGCCGGAGGGCGUGCGGAAAGACAAGAUUCUUUGGGGCGAGUGCCUUGCUGGUGCACUUUAUUACAAGGAUUUUGAGAGGAUGGCCAGGGAAACGGGGUUUGGCGAUCCAAGGGUGCUCUCAACGUCAAGGAUAACAGUUCAGAAUGCUGAACUAGAGAACCUUGUUGGGGAAGCAAAGUUCUACUCAAUUACCUACAGACUGUUCAAAAUCCCCAACAAGAUUGAGACCACAGAAGAGGAUUAUGGCCAGAUCGCAGUCUACAAGGGCACCAUCGAAGGCCACGAACAUGCAUACAAGUUGGACGACAGGUACCGCUUUGAAACUGGAAAGCCGAUGGCGGUGAGCGGCAACGUUGCUGCCAUGGUUGGCGAGGAUGGGAUCAGCUGGCUGUCUCCUCAUUUCCAGGUCAUUGGCGAACGAUCUGUUCACUAUGGAGUGUUUGGCGGUGGGCGCAUUGCCACUUCCUUUGACCCAGCGCCAUCCGCAUCUGCCACUGGUGCAAGCUGCUGUUAA
Molecule: messenger RNA, 1116 nt
Organism: Ostreobium quekettii
Lineage: Eukaryota; Viridiplantae; Chlorophyta; Ulvophyceae; Bryopsidales; Ostreobiaceae
Source: the annotation of a GenBank genome assembly